Messenger RNA from Salvia hispanica, 870 nucleotides. RefSeq names its product F-box protein At2g34280-like. The record is from RefSeq and is a predicted model, not a curated record. Lineage: Eukaryota; Viridiplantae; Streptophyta; Magnoliopsida; Lamiales; Lamiaceae. Gene Ontology annotation, molecular function: protein binding.
AUGACGAGAGAGAUCUUUAGAAGACUUCCGAUUAAAUGCAUUAUGAAGUGCAAUUGUGUUUGCAAAUCAUGGCGCAAUUUGAUAAAAGGUGGCGACUUUGAGAUGUGGUAUACUCCGCAACCAGGCCUGGCUUUUGUUCAUCGAGACAUCGGGUUUGCAGUCUGCGACGAGGCCUACAAGCCACUUUGCCACUUCAGCUUUCCUCCUCUCAAAGAAGAUUCAACUACUAGUCUCCUUUGUGUCGUAGUUGGUUCAGCUAAUGGUUUGAUUUUGGUUUGGAAUGGAACUGAUGCUAGGCUUUUCGUAUGCAAUCCAAUUACAAGUGAAUAUAUCAAGCUCCCUCUUCCGUAUAUGACUAGCCACAUAUUUGGAUUUGGCGUGAGCAAAUUAAGUGGACAAUACAAGAUUUUAUGUGGCGCUCAUGUAUACACUCUAGGAAGAGAAGGAGGGUGUUGGAGAAGCAUUGCUGCGGCAAUAGGCCGCCCUCGACUGCCGUGGGAAAAUGCAGUAUUUUUCAAUGGAAAUCUUCACUGGUUGACAAUUGAUUAUAAGGAGAAUGGAAUUCCCUUGGUUUGUUGCUUUGAUCUUGAAACCGAGUUGUUUACCAGCUUUUUUCUUCCUCCUCGAGAUCACAUUACUAAUUAUGAUGAUGGAUACUUGUUAUAUUUGAAUGGCGAAUAUCGGCUAUGUGUCUUGGAUGGUCGGUUAUGUUUAUGCGAUAAAUUACGACGUGGUCACACUGUUAUCUGGAAGAUGGACACCUACGGGGAUGCGAAUUCUUGGGUAAAGGCAUACACGGUUAGUGAUAUCCAUGGAAUUAUUUUCCCGCUCAAAGUUUUUGCAAAUGGUGACUUGUUGUUUUCCGCCUGA